AUGGACUACAAAACUCUGCUCCUGCAGCUUGUCGACCGCGAUGGGGGUACUGGAAACGAACCAGAACGUCAGUCGCAAGCCCUGGGCCGCGGCGGUCAAAGUUUAGAUGAAGCGACCACUUCCGCAGCGACCACCAACAACCACGAUAAUGUCAAGUCCGCCGCGCUGCAUUGUCUGGACGUGAUCCACAAUCUGGCUGUGGAUUCCGUGGUUACCCGCUUGGUCCAGAUUUUCCUGAAGUACUACUGUGUGGUGGAUGAAUCCCAACCGAGUCAAUUUCUCUUCGUCGGCGAAGGGGGGAAAAGAUCGAACAUGAUUUCUCCCUGCUGCACGGACACGGAGCUGCAGAAAUCGAUAUUAACGACAAAAAUCGCCGUGGAGGUGUUAAGAGAUUUUUCGCAGUUUGAGGAGGAAUUUCUGGGCUUCGACGUCGAUUUCGCACGGUUCAAAGGUGCGGACUUUGCGACGAGAAUUCUGGAGUUGUUUUCUGUGGCGGCGUCAUCAUCAUCAUUGUCGUCUACAGGUAGAAGUGCCGGAUCUGGUGCUGGCUCAUCGGCAGAAACAAUAAACACGUUGCCCAACGCGUGUAUGACGCUGCUCUUCCAAUACACGACGAGAUUAGAAACCUGUUUAACCACCGCGGAGAAUGAUUUACAACUCCUCUACCUCCAGUCCGACGGGCACCUGUUCGAACAGAUCAAGCAACAAACACAGGAACUCCAAGC
Molecule: messenger RNA, 725 nt
Organism: Amoebophrya sp. A120
Lineage: Eukaryota; Dinophyceae; Syndiniales; Amoebophryaceae
Source: the annotation of a GenBank genome assembly